UAUUUUAUAAUGCCCUGUGUUACUGCUGCUGCUGUUUCAACAAAGAAGUGGCUAUUUAUUUGUCAAAACAACAAAAAUAUGUCAAUAACACAUGGUGUUAUAAAAUCUUACAUAUAUCCUAGUUAUUAGAAAUGCCCAGUAUAGAAUAAUUCAACAAUCUCAGAUUAUGCCGCAUGUGUCACUCGUGCACAAUCUGGCAGCCAUGUGGCAUCCAGAAAAAAUGGCGAUUGACACUGACAUAAAUCAACCGUGUUGGCCUAUGCUAGGUACGUGACGUGACAGUAUAUAUGUUUUGUGCACGUGACUAGACCUUCAUGUUUUGUGAGACCUUCUUCAGUGUAUACAUUUUGUGGUGUAUUUGUAUUUAUAUUUAUAUUUUUUUAUUUUGUGGGUUACAGGUUCAUUUUUUGAAAAUGUACAUAUAUCUUUUACCGUAUGAAGAAAGACAGGAAUUAUGUAAUAUUCUAGAUCAAAAUGAUAAAUGGGAGCAUUUGGGAGGUGCUCAGAUGAAGUACAGUAUAUGUGAGUUAGAUUCAUUAAAAAGGAAAGUUGCUUGUGGUGGGAAAUCCCCAUCUGAUGAAUUACUUACAAUGUGGAGUCAUCAGAACCACACAUUACUAGAAUUAUUUAUUCUUCUCAGUAAUAUGAAAUGUUACCAAGCCAUGGUAGCUAUAAAACAGUAUGUUGAUAAGCAGUAUCAUUACCUCAUUAAAGAUGGGAACAAACUUGAUGCUUUGAAAGGACGAAAGGAAAAUAAUGUCCUGGAGUCGCAAAUACAUCAAAACAAUUUUGAUGAUAAUGCUGAUAAGGUGUUAAACAAAUGCUUAGUAAAUGAUCUGACAACCUCAUGUAAUGAAAGUAGAGUUGAAAAUUUAUCUGCUCCCAAGUCUCCUUUAUUUUAUGGGAGACACAGAAUGACAAUAGCUUCAGACAGAUCUGCUGUAAUGGAGAGAGCCAGUGUUAUACCUUGUAUCCCAUAUGACGAACUGCAAAAAUCAACUAAUAACUGGGAUGAAAAUGUUGUUUUGGGAAAAGGAGGGUUUGGCAAGGUAUUCAAGGGUACAUGGAAAUGUACCCAGGUAGCCAUAAAACGCCUAGAACAAAGGUUAUCCAAACCUGAUAGUGAUAUGGAGCAGAUGAGACAAUCAUUUACAGAGUUGCAUUGUCUCAAUUCAUAUCGACAUGAUAAUGUGUUGCCUUUAUAUGGUUACAGUAUAGGAGGGCCUCACCCUUGUCUGAUAUAUCAGUAUAUGGCAGGCGGCUCCUUGGAUCAAAGGCUAAGAACAAAUGAUCCCUCUAGAGUACUCAGUUGGCCUACUAGAUUGAACAUUGCCGUUGGAUCAGCAAGGGGCCUACAGUUUCUGCACACCAAUAUGAUAAAUGGAAAACCGUUAGUCCAUGGAGACAUAAAAUCUGCAAAUAUCCUUUUGGAUCCAAAUGAUCAGCCAAGAAUUGGAGAUUUUGGGUUGGCCAGAGCAGGUCCAGAGGUCCAAUAUACGUAUAUAAAAGUGAGCAGAAUUCAAGGGACGCGACCGUAUCUUCCUGAUGAGUUUUUGCGUGGAAAGAAAUUCUCUACUAAGGUGGACACCUACAGUUUUGGAAUUGUGCUUUUUGAGAUAGUAACCGCACUACCGCCUAUGUUCGGUAACAGAAAGACUCUUAAAGACCAUGUAACCACAUAUGAAGGCGAUGCUAUCGAGCUGAAAGACAGUAGAGUUACAGGUUAUGAUGAAUGUUUCACGGAAAUUUUAAAUAUAGGAAAACUGUGUGUUAUGAAAUUGCCUAGGCAACGACCCGAGAUGAGGGAUGUACUAAUAACAUUGGAGAAAGUUUCACUUCAUCCAUGACUAGAGAGUUUUAGUGCAAUAAAAAUAAGGGAUCGUUAAGCCAUCUGUUACGAUUUUCGACAGCGAUAGGAAAUUAUGAUGAGACUGGCUAAUUUUUCAGUUCAGCUUACUGACAAUCAUGUCAGAGGUAGCUGGUUUUUUAUUUUGACGAGAGGCUAACCCCAGAACUUCUUAAAACUUUUUCAUGCGAAAUUUUUGGUACUAUUUGUGUAUAUGAUUACUCCAAACUGGUAAAGAAACCAAUAGGUUUAAAAUCGCAGAAUUAUAAAACCAGACAAACAUUUCUAUUAUAUUUUAACCAAUAUGUCUUCAUAACUUGAAAUUAUUUUAGUAAAACUUUCCCAGCUUUACGAGUUCUGGGAAAAGGAAAAUGUUACCUUGCGAAAUAAGAUCUUCCUUAUUCUCCGUAAGUAACUUAUUUCCAUAACGAAGAACGGAAGAUCGUCUCGCUACUACGCAAACUUAGAAUAAUAAAAAUCAUAAGCGCCAAAAUGAGAGCACUAAAAGCUCUCUACUAUGUUUUGUAUCACGUAAUGAAUAUGAAGGCUGUGACAAGUAUAAACUAUAUAGGCAAAAUAGUUUAGUCUAAAACUAAUACAAAACAGUAUUUCUAUUUUAUAUUUGGGAUCAAUGCUUUAGUACAUUUCUUAAUUGCGUGAUAUUAGAAUUAUUCCAAUGAAGCGGAAUUACAUAUCUUCAUAUCUCUUAAGCAGACCAUAGUUGCGUUCGUUUUGCAAGUGAAGUUCAAUCAGAUGAGACCAAAUCAGUGAAUGUCUAGAUCACUUGCAAGAGUUCAGAAAGAACAGCUGAUCUAACCUUCAUCAGAACAGCCUGAAUAUAACCCAUUCCUAAUUAUUUUUAAAUAUACUGAAGGGCAUUGUGAUUGAAUGUUUUCUAUCCACUGCUAUAGUCUGUGACCACAAUUAUUUGAAUUCGAAGAAUUUCGCACAUCAAUAAAAUAAGCUUAACCCUUAACAGGAAACGUGAAUUUUUGGAACACAAAAGGAAACAUGCCGUCUCUCAGACUGCGAACUUCAAGAUGUUCAAAAAAUUAGAGUAAGGCGAAAAGCAAGCAAUAACUUCGCUGAAACUGAUACUGGAUGUUUAUUUUAUGUGUUUAAUACGUAAAAUGCUCAUUUCAAAAUGAUACAAGAACAUAAAAGAAACAUUUUUAUUAACUAUGCUAAAACCAUACAAAAAUAACGCUGUUGUUGCAACAUUCAGAAACUAAAUUAAAACUAUGGAAAAGUCUCAAUAUUUUUCUAUUUUCUAGUUAAGUAAUGAACAAGGAAAAUAUAUUAUAGUCAAUAAAUACAAAAAGAACACAAUCAAAAUUCACUGCAAGUCUCAAACAUUGCCUAUAUUUAUGCAGCUAAUACAUUUGGGUUUGGAGCAUUGAAGACAUACAGGCUUCCUACAUUGUACACACAAAAAUUUGGUCAUCCGAUGGGUCGUUCGGUGACAUAAAAAGCAGGCUUUCCUUUUUUCCAAAACCAAAUUUUCAGCUUCUGUUGCUGGAUGUUCACAUUUGCCAAGGAUGCGAUUUAUCGUAAGUCGCAAAUCCCUAGUCGCUUUUCCAUAUGCUCACGGACCAGGUUAGCGGCCAACAUCUUAGCAAAUACCGAUUUUUCCUUCUGCAAUUCAUUUUUCUUAUAGCACUGGUGUAAAAUAUACGAGUUCACUACCGAUAUAUCCAAUAGUCGGUAGAAAAUAACCAGUGGCCAC
Messenger RNA from Acanthoscelides obtectus, 3572 nucleotides. NCBI's taxonomy places the organism in Eukaryota, Metazoa, Arthropoda, Insecta, Coleoptera, Chrysomelidae. The record is from the annotation of a GenBank genome assembly.